UAAAAGACCAGCUCUCUUCCAGGUACCCAUCAUCCCCCACCAGCAUCCCAAGCGAACAGCCAACCUACUUGGAAACCAGAAAUCGAUAUCCUCGCCAUGCUCUUCAAAACUUGCAUCCUCGUCUGUUUAGCCUUGCUAGUGGCCAAUACCUCAGCAUCGACCUGUGAUACUAAAAACAAAGCAGUAGCCCAUUACAACACUCCGCGGUGUAAUGGGGACACGCGUCGAGACCCUCCUGUCGACAAGGGCCAAUUCACGUGCACUGCUAAAGAGGGUCCUGAGUGCUGUGAUUUGACAGCCGAUGUGAGUCGCACAAACUGAUCAGUGAUACAUAUAUAUAUAUUGAUGUAUA
Molecule: messenger RNA, 352 nt
Organism: Puccinia graminis f. sp. tritici CRL 75-36-700-3
Lineage: Eukaryota; Fungi; Basidiomycota; Pucciniomycetes; Pucciniales; Pucciniaceae
Exons: 3
Coding region: 97-321 (74 amino acids)
Source: RefSeq, a predicted model, not a curated record